AUGAUCACAAACUUAACGACGCCGAUCCCCGGCGGCGGCGGCCGUGGCGGCGGCUGCCCACCAGUCGGUAUUCAAUUGGAGGGAGUGAUCUUGCCCCCAGUCCUCACCAUCGACGUCAUACUGGGACUUCUGGGAAACAUAGUCGCUCUGUGGAUUUUCUGUUUUAAAUUGAAGGCUUGGAACCCCAACAACUUGUUCCUCUUCAACCUGGUAAUUGCUGAUUUCAUGGCUCUGGUGAGUCUGCCUCUCAGGAUUGAUGCCUUGCUCAGGGGCCACUGGGUGUUUGGCGACGGCUUGUGUAGGAUCAAUCUCUUCCUGAUGUUUUCCAACCGCUCGGCCAGCAUCGCACUCAUGACUGUGGUGGCAGUUUAUCGCUACUUUAAGGUGGUCCACCCUCACCAUCGCUUCAACCGUAUGACCAAGAGACAGGCAGCAUAUGUGUCAGUGUUUGUCUGGCUGUUGGUCAUCAGUCCUCGGGUUCCUAUGCUGGCUUACAACCACAUUAAGGGCAGUGGGAAUGGCACCCAGUGCUUCUUCUUCACUUCUUACAAAGAGGCGUCUCGCGCCAUCAUCAUUCUGAUCGCCAUGCACCGCAUCCUGACGGUGCUGGAGUUCAUCAUCCCAAUAGUCAUGCUGCUAUUCUGCUCUAUCCGGAUUUCCAGCUUCUUGAGAGAGCGGCAGAUAGGCAAACCUGACAAGGUGCGCAAGGCGAUGCGGGUGUGCGCCGCCAUCGUCGCUGUGUUCAUGGUGUGCUUCUUACCCACCACGGUGACGACCAUUGGGGUGUGGGUCAUCCGCUCGCAGAGCCCGUUGAACUGUUCUGCUUUCUACACUUUCACUCAGCUCACCAUCGUGUCUUUUGGGCUGAACUUCCUGAACUCAGCUCUGGACCCCAUCGUGUACGUCUUCUCCAGCUCCAUGUUCAGGAAAGCUCUCUGCAGCUCGCUUCCCCGCUUCCUGCGUUGCGGUCAGGAUGCAGGAGAUGCUGAGAAGUCUGCAUCUUCAUCUGGAAGUCAGUCAACCAACCAGCAGGAACUGAAAUCCCUGAGGUCUGACAGACAGAGUGAAGCCAUGCAAUAA
This is a messenger RNA of Scomber japonicus (chub mackerel), 1080 nucleotides long. RefSeq names its product hydroxycarboxylic acid receptor 2-like. The record is from RefSeq and is a predicted model, not a curated record. Gene Ontology annotation, molecular function: G protein-coupled receptor activity. Gene Ontology annotation, biological process: G protein-coupled receptor signaling pathway. The transcript is spliced from 2 exons. Gene Ontology annotation, cellular component: membrane. Bases 1 to 1080 code for a protein of 359 amino acids. NCBI's taxonomy places the organism in Eukaryota, Metazoa, Chordata, Actinopteri, Scombriformes, Scombridae.